Molecule: messenger RNA, 2060 nt
Organism: Triplophysa dalaica
Lineage: Eukaryota; Metazoa; Chordata; Actinopteri; Cypriniformes; Nemacheilidae
Product: bifunctional apoptosis regulator-like
Exons: 6
Coding region: 104-1498 (464 amino acids)
Biological process (GO): proteasome-mediated ubiquitin-dependent protein catabolic process
Cellular component (GO): nucleus
Molecular function (GO): protein binding; ubiquitin protein ligase activity
Source: RefSeq, a predicted model, not a curated record
UUCAAUAAACUUGAAGAGCUGAUGAGUGACUCGAGCUGAAGAUCCCGAGAGAAAGAAGUGUCUUCUUCAUUGUGUGUGUGUUGUGUGUUUGUGUGUAGAUCAGAUGAUGGGUGAUGUACAGAUCAAAGUAGAUUCAGAUGUGAGUGUAUCAGAGGGGCUGUCAUCAGUCCAGUUCACCUGUCACUGCUGUUAUGAUCUUCUCAUUGACCCCACCACGCUCACAUGCGGUCACACCUACUGUCGGCACUGUCUGGCCAUGUGGUGGUCUUCGUCCGGCAGGCCGGAGUGUCCAGAAUGUCGAGAGAGAUGGAAAGGCUUUCCCAAAGUCAACAUUCUCUUGAGGGAUGCAGUGGAGAAGUUGUUUCCAGGCGAUGUGAACAGAAGAAGAUUAGAUGUUCAGGGUGACCCACAGAUCUGUCAGGUGCUCCAGACGUUCCGACAGUUUGGAGAGAAACAGACUCAUCGAGCUCAUGAGAUAGUGCAGCAGCUACAGCAGAGAGGAUUUAACACUGGAGUCAUAGCGGCACUCUACUGCGUCAGUGUGGUGUUGUCAUUGUAUAUGUGGUUCAGUGUUGAUCAGAAUCUGUUGGUCAGUAAACCAGUCAGCAGGUGGAGUGUUGAUGAUGUCACACUGUGGGUGGAGCAGCUGGGUGACUGGACCAAACAAUACAGAAAAACAUUCAGACAAGAACAGAUGGGUGGCAGAUUGUUGAGUGUUCUCGGGGCUGAAGAUCUGUCUGCAGAUCCGUUCGGGAUUCACAAUCCGCUCCACAGACGAGCUUUUCUGCAGGAGAUCAGGAACAUCAAACAAGUGAAAGCACCAGGAAACCUGUGGGAGUAUAAGGCGGCGAAUUUGGGAAAGUCUGUCUUUCUGCUGAUUGGUCUGAGAGAUUCUCCGCGUCUCACGCUGCUUUACCUGUAUCUGUUUGAUUAUGACGACACACUUCUGCCCUUCAUACGCACCAGCUGUCGUGCACACAGCGCCAGCGUGACGUCUAACCAAACUCGGCACGAUUGGCUGAGCUGGCGUCAGUGGCCGGAGCUUCUGGCCAUGUACAGUCUGCUGCCCUAUCAGCUGUUGGCUGACUAUGCGUGGGAUUGGAUGAGCGUUCAUUACUGGAUAUCAUGGAUUUACAUCUUAAACGCCUUUUUACUGUCCCUGCUGGAGAUCUGUUGUGUUUGGAGACUGUGGAGCAGAGGAGAACUCAUGUACAAACACAACACAGACACACAAUACACAUUAUAUCAUAUAAUACAAAAGCGGGAGUUUUUCUGGCCUAAUUUGUGUGUGAUUUUCAGGACCCUCCCUAACAGGAUAUGGCUUCAUGUGAAGAUGAUAAUGUCACAGUGGUUUGUGUUUGUGCUGCUGUGGCCGCUCCUCCCGCACUUCAUCUGUAACUUUGUGUUCUAUGUAGAACUCUACUUCAACCCAAUCUGUAAUAUAGUGACACUGGGAAAAAUACUCCUAUACUCAGACAUGGCACAUCUGAAUAUCUGACAGAUAUUCACAAACUUUCUGCAUUUUUAUAUUUCUGUAGUCACAUAAAUGGCUCACUCAGAUGUGACUUUUUAUUAUACUAUACAAUUAUAUUGUACCUAAAAUGUGUACAGAAUGCAGUGUUGGGUAAGUUACUCUGAGAAAGUAAUUAAUCACUAGUUACUGAUGACAUAUUCAAUAGUGUAAUUAGAUUACUGUACAAAUGACUCUCUCCAAAAAGUAUUUCAUUACUUAUUACCUUCUACAUCAACCUGGAUAAGUUCACUUAUUCAAGGAUAGACAUGAAACGACUCUUAAUUCAUUCAAAUAAAUUAUGAAUAACUACAUAAAUUAUUCUUAUUAACCGACCAAAGUAAUACAAAUGUGAGAAGUAUACGUUAAAUUAUACAUUUUAAAGUUAGACCCAUAAUUUUGAUGUCAUUUCCACUAUCGAAUAUAUUAAAAAGUAUUUAGUUCAAUUACAUCAGAAGUAACUGUAAUUAAAUUACAGAAAAAAUAAGAGUAAUCCCUUACUUUACUUUUCAAGGGGAAAGUAAUUAAAUUACAGUAACUAAUGACCCAA